GCGCUCUCGGGCUUCAAGAGGCCUCGUCGGCCCGCGGAGGGCGGUUUGGGCCCAGCCGUCUGAUCCGGGGCAGAUCCUGUGGCCGAGAUGCGCUUCCUGGCGGUGUCCCUGGUUCUUGUGGCCCUGUGUCAGGCCCAGACUCUCCACAAGGGAAAAGCGUGCGGGGCACCAGACAUGCCGCUGCAUAGCACCUGUAUAUGCCAACCCCCCCUGUGCCAAGGGGCCCUGGACUCUGGCACCUUUAAAGAGGACACCGAGCUGAAGUGCUACUGCCAUCCUGGUUACGGCCAAGCCGGUCUGCCUGGUGUUUCCAUCUGCCGCGGAGGAAAGUGGGACGUGGUGCAGGAUGUCCUUUGCAAGCCCCAAGAAACCUCUACAGCUCCAGGUGGCGGUAACCUGACUCUUCUCGUCUCCACCUCUUUGACAGCAGCAGCUUCGGUGGUUCUUUCGGCUUUAAUCUUUGCAGUUGUGCUGUGUGUGCUAGUGAAGCCCAAGCCCUGCUCUUGCAGCUACCGCAGCCAGGUGUACGAAGUUUUGGAGGAGCCGGACUUGGUCGUGGUGGAGGGCAUGGAGGAGCCAGGCACAACUCACAGGGAGGACACCCCAGAACCCCUUCCCUCCUACGAAGAAGCGGUCUGUGGUCACACGGGGGCCCCCUCGCCAGCUGGCAGCCAGUGGCAAAUGCCCCUUGUCCUUUCAGCCCAACCAGAACUGUCUGAUGGCAGCCCUGUGGCUGGGGGGCCCGUGGAGGUGGUUGACCCACCCCCCUCAUACCAAGAAGCCAUGGCAGCAGCCUGCACCCUCCCAGAGAAUGCUCCAGGGAAGUGAGCCAUCGGCAAGGUGGGCAAUGCUGUCCUUGUUUCUCCUGGAAAGGUGAACUGAGCUCAGUGGCGGGGUCCAGGAGCCCCUGUGCCUUGGGGCUGAUCCCCCUGCUCCAAAGGACUUCCUCAUCCAGUGGGGGCCUCAGCAGUUGGAAGUGCCCCAGUGACGGCUGGGGCUCCCCAAUCAAGCCACACCCCCUUCUAUCAGGGAUGCUGCGGGAGUGGAAAGGGGGCAGGCUCAAGCACCCACGCAGGGGGGCCAGGGCGCCUCUUUCCUAGCCCCGAAGGGCCCGCUUCUUCCAAGCAGCAACUGCUCUCUUUCUUGAUUCAGAUUCUCUCCGACAUCUUCCUGUUUUGGAUGGAGAUUCUCUUGAGUUUUCUUUUUAAUUGCAGUUUUUCUUAUUUGUUACAUGGUUUUAUUGAAGCUGCUAUGGGGCCUUCAAAGUACAGUGUGUGCUGAUUGGGAACGGGGCGUUUCCAUAGCAUUGCGGGGUGCGGAUGUGGGGGGAGGCAUUGGACCUCUUUCUCACCUGAAGUUUACAUUGGUGCUAACUCCAGGAUAAGUACCCUGUACGUACUGGCCCUGAUUAUGUUAAUACUCUCAAUGGUGGUGGUGUUUUAAAACUUUACCUUUAUUCUGGGAUCAUUCUCCCCCCCCCCUUUUAGUGCAGUAUGAACUUUCAAACUACAAGGUGUUAAUAAGGUAGAAAUGAGGGCGGAAUGAGUUCCAGAAGUCCCCCCAUACCUUUAUUAAACG
This is a messenger RNA of Eublepharis macularius, 1578 nucleotides long. RefSeq names its product sushi domain-containing protein 4-like. Bases 88 to 828 code for a protein of 246 amino acids. The transcript is spliced from 5 exons. NCBI's taxonomy places the organism in Eukaryota, Metazoa, Chordata, Lepidosauria, Squamata, Eublepharidae. The record is from RefSeq and is a predicted model, not a curated record.